UAUCUCCACGACUGAAGAGUUCUAAAUAAACAACAUGGAGUGUUAAAGUAGACCGAAUAGACUAGCUAGUAGUUCGUUAUCUGGAAAAAAAACAACAUAAAUCUGUACAAUCAACUCUACACAAUGGGUCUACUCACAAUUUUAAAGAAGAUGAAACAGAAGGAGAAAGAAGUCAGAAUCCUAAUGCUAGGACUUGACAAUGCCGGCAAGACCACAAUAUUGAAAAAGUUUAAUGGAGAGGAUAUUGAUACCAUAUCGCCAACUCUAGGAUUUAAUAUCAAGACUCUUGAACAUAGAGGGUUUAAGCUGAAUGUGUGGGACGUUGGGGGUCAGAAGUCCCUUCGGUCCUAUUGGAGAAACUACUUUGAGAGUACAGAUGGUUUAAUAUGGGUGGUAGACAGUGCUGACAGGAUGCGACUUCAAGAUUGUAAACAAGAACUGGAGAACCUAUUAGUGGAAGAGAGAUUGGCAGGAGCUACAUUACUGGUAUUUGCAAAUAAACAAGAUUUACCUGGAGCUUUGUCAGCAGAAUCAAUCAAAGAUGCACUGCAGUUAGAGGCCAUUACUACUCACCACUGGUUAAUACAGGGAUGCAGUGCUGUAACCGGGGACAACUUACUGAAGGGCAUUGAUUGGGUCAUAGAUGAUAUAGCAUCUCGUAUAUUCACCAUGGACUAAAUAUAUAUUUGCACAAUGUUAUUUAUUGUAUACAUUUUCAAAUAAGUCCCCUCCCCUAGUGCUGAAUUUUACUUAUAAAGAUGUUUGGAGAGGCUUAAUACUUGUGAUGCACAUUUUAGUUACUGUUCAAAAAUUUAAGAUUCUGUAAAAUUUAAGAAAGUUAAUGAGUGGAAAGAUGGGACUAUAAUGAGUGGAAAGAUGGGACUAUGUGUGGAAAAUACUGCAUAAUUGAUUUUUUUACAUACCUAUUCAGUGUAUGUGAAAGGUCUUGUGUACCAACUCCUGAGAACAGAACCAUUUUUUAAGGGAGAUAAUUCACCAU
Molecule: messenger RNA, 1000 nt
Organism: Pecten maximus
Lineage: Eukaryota; Metazoa; Mollusca; Bivalvia; Pectinida; Pectinidae
Product: ADP-ribosylation factor-like protein 2
Exons: 5
Coding region: 124-678 (184 amino acids)
Biological process (GO): protein folding
Cellular component (GO): cytoplasm; microtubule cytoskeleton
Molecular function (GO): GTPase activity; GTP binding
Source: RefSeq, a predicted model, not a curated record